AUGGACGUGGCAUCGCUGGGGAGUCUCCCAGACGAUCUCAUUCUCGACAUUGUCCAGCAUCUGGACACGGCCCGCGAUGUGGCUCAUCUGGCGAGCGCAUCGCGACAUGCCCAUGCCGUCAUCAACCAAAGCGGAUGGCGCAGCUUCGUGAGGGCCAAGUUCCCUUCCAUCAACAUCCCCUUAGGCGCUUUAACGGGCUGGAAUGCCGUGGCAGACCGCUUGACGUAUCUCGACCGGUGUUGGGACAGUCGUGGGUUCUAUCUGACGGUGUAUGGAGAAAAGCCGCCGGCGCGGACCAAGAGGAGGGAGUUUCCUAGGAGCAGGCAGUCUGUCAACUUUCACUCCGUCAUUGACGCUACGACGAUUGUGUCUACGCAGGAGGAGCUGCUGGCGUGUGGCGCGGGAGAGAAUCUGAUUCUUCGACGAAAGGGCGUGAGCAGCAAGGGCUCAGAUAGCUGGAGCAAGUUGGGAGGCCGUGAGACUGGAUAUGCGGCUGGGACGGGAGACGUGACGGCAAUCAGCCUCAUCCAGCGCCAGCAGGUCCCAGAGGUGGUUGUUGGAAGGGCUGACGGAAGUCUUCAGCUCUUGUCUGUCGGGGAUGAGACACUAUCGGACGCAUCUCAGAGUUUUAUUCCUUCACACGACGCUAACAACCCAUCCGGAGUGCCCCUAAGCCGAAAGUCUCCUGGACAGAGAGCGAUUUCAUGGACCGAGUGGGAGUCUGACGCCAAGUUGCUGGCAAGCUGCAGGAGCUCCGUCUUGACGCUUUACAACCUUUCCGAUACCGAAGAGGCAACACUGAAACCUGUUCUCUACUACGACGUGGCUAAAGAUGGCUCCGUUGACGAGGUUUCGCUUCUGCGCAGCGCCAAGUUCAUGGCCAACGAUGUGAUUGCUUGCAGCAUUGGUGGCAGCACCGAGCCUUUGAGAUGGGCCAAGAUGCGGCCCAGUGGAAUUGAGUUUUUCAACGCAGCAAUGAGUUCCAGGAUUAGUGGCAAUGCUUCGGCGGAUUCCAAGAGAUCGGCUGAGAAGACGACGGUUCGUGCUAUUCAGCCGGUUACAAGGAUGAAUGAUAAUCUGCUGCUCAGUGCCUGGGACGACGGAAGUCAUAGGCUAUCAGAUUUACGAACUCCUUCAGCCCACGAUGUCCUGUAUCGUGAUGGCUUCCAGCCGUAUCAGGCCAGUAGUUCAUUGCUAGUAUACGGAUCUGAGCGAUUCGUAGCUGGCAACAACUGCAGCCCCGAUCUUCGAUUCUUCGACUUUCGUUUCCCAAAACCAUAUCAUCACACUAAUGCCAUGCCUUGUUCUGCAAACACGCCUCUCCCCGGACGGCCCCAUCAGUACGGAGCCAUUAACGAAGUCGAUGGACUUCAGAUCAAUCCGGUCGAGGAGUGCGAUUCCUCGUCUGGUCGAGCAUGUACAUGGCACCAUCUAUCACGACAAGAUAGCUGGCGGCCAGAUGCAGUCAUGCACAUCUACAGCACAUCCAUGGACCGAGUCCACUCUUUAGCUAAAGCAUCUGACUUGUCGACGUCGUUCUACUGCGCUGUCAGGGGAGCUGUUGUAGAGGCGACGUAUUCUAUGGCUGAAGAUGUAGACUUGGUGGUCUCUCGCCGGUCAUCGCCGGAAGGAUGGCAGGCUAUUGACCCUGAGGGAAGAGCUUCGUUGAUAGAGACGGGUGUUGGCUUGCGUGAUGGAGAGGCGCAGUUGGAGGAGCAGACGCAGACGAGGAUGCCGGAGUUGUAUUACUAUGAGCGGUGGAGGAUUCCGGAGGGGGAGACUGAGUAUAAGAGGGAGCAGGGAAGGCGUUUGGAUCCGGCGUUGGUGACUAGCCGAAGGAGCAGAGGAUGA
Messenger RNA from Trichoderma harzianum CBS 226.95, 1851 nucleotides. RefSeq lists its product as hypothetical. Gene Ontology annotation, molecular function: protein binding. The transcript is spliced from 2 exons. Lineage: Eukaryota; Fungi; Ascomycota; Sordariomycetes; Hypocreales; Hypocreaceae. The coding region runs from base 1 to 1851 and encodes 616 amino acids. The record is from RefSeq and is a predicted model, not a curated record.